Messenger RNA from Macrobrachium nipponense, 851 nucleotides. Its product is annotated as gamma-interferon-inducible lysosomal thiol reductase-like. The transcript has 5 exons. Lineage: Eukaryota; Metazoa; Arthropoda; Malacostraca; Decapoda; Palaemonidae. The record is from RefSeq and is a predicted model, not a curated record. Gene Ontology annotation, molecular function: oxidoreductase activity, acting on a sulfur group of donors, disulfide as acceptor. Bases 92 to 715 code for a protein of 207 amino acids.
UGACGUCACAGUAGACGUCACCAUUCAGCAGUCCGUGACGUCACUGGAGCUAUAAAUACUGCGGUGGACAUUGAUAAUACCAUUCUCCAUCAUGAAGUCCGGAAGACGGUUUGGGGCAAUCUGCUUAGUCUCCUCGCUCCUAAGCAUCGGAGCUGUCAAUGGCGCCGAUCCUGUCAAACUGUCAGUGUUCUUUGAGACGUUGUGUUCUGACAGCCAGAGGUUCGUCGUGAAUCAGAUGUAUCCCGUGUGGCAGGACCUGAAGGACAUAGUGACGAUGGACGUCAACAUCUACGGCAAAAUCAUCGAAACUGUCCAGGACGAAGGGUACACCUUCCGGUGCCAGCACGGGCCGGAGGAGUGCCACGGGAACAUGAUGCUGACCUGCGCGAAGAAUUACCUACCUGAGGAACAGUUCCUGGCUUUUACCAACUGCGUCAUGGAAACCUUCCUCGCUACCAAGGCUGAGGAGACGUGCGCCGAAGCCCUUGGCAUCGAUCCUACCCAAAUCCACAACUGUUGGAAUUCCAUAGAAGGUCAAGAAUUAUUGCACAGUGUUGGAGAAGUCCAAAGAACUCUGAAUCCUCCACUGACCUACGUUCCUUGGAUCCUGAUCAACGAUGUAUACACUGACGAGCAACUGGCAGCUGCACAGGAGGACCUGAGAACCGUCAUCUGCAACGCCUACACUGGAGAGAAGCCUCCUCAGUGCAACUGAGACGCCCACCGGAGGCUCAGACGCAUACAAGGGCAACGGGAGGUGGAGGGUGGACCUGGAAUUCGAAAUAUAAGUGGUUCUGGAAAGCUAAAAAUGUAACCUAGAUGGAAAUAAAUGUAACAGGUACUUCCUGGAA